Messenger RNA from Papilio xuthus (Asian swallowtail), 588 nucleotides. RefSeq lists its product as uncharacterized. Gene Ontology annotation, molecular function: odorant binding. The coding region runs from base 128 to 541 and encodes 137 amino acids. The record is from RefSeq and is a predicted model, not a curated record. Gene Ontology annotation, biological process: sensory perception of smell. Lineage: Eukaryota; Metazoa; Arthropoda; Insecta; Lepidoptera; Papilionidae. The transcript is spliced from 2 exons.
CAGAUUUUGGGAGUGUCAUUUUCAAAUCUAUAGACAGAGAAAAUUGUAUAAAUACCACGUAUUCAUAAUUCAUAAAAUCAUCCGUGACUUGUGUGUACUGCUAUAAUCAUCCAGUAAACUCUCAAAUAUGAUUUACUACUUACUUCUGCUUUUCUGUCUUUUGGGAGUGAACGCUUCACCGGUGCUUGUUAAAAUGCCUUCACAAAUGGUUGAGAAAGUGAAGGUAGUAGGAAGUCAAUGUAUUAAAGAAACUGGGGCUCCGGCUAACUCCCUCGAAAACUCGCUCCCUUGGAAUCUCCCUGAAAACGAAACCAAUGAGAAGUUUUUAUAUUGUCUUUGCAAAAAUUUGAAUUUAAUAAACGACGAAGGUUACUUCAAUUAUGAGAGAACUAUGAAAAUAUUCGCUACCAGUGAUAAAAAAGAAGCUAUUGAGAAAACUUAUAAUGAAUGCAAAGUUUUAAAAGGUAAAGAUCAAUAUGAAACUACUUACAAGAUAGUAGAUUGCUUCUUCAAAAACGCUCCUGUAUCAUUAUCAUUGUAAAAUAAUUAAAUCCAAAAAUAUUAAUAAACAAUUUAUUUAUUUAUUUA